Molecule: messenger RNA, 152 nt
Organism: Entrophospora sp. SA101
Lineage: Eukaryota; Fungi; Glomeromycota; Glomeromycetes; Entrophosporales; Entrophosporaceae
Source: the annotation of a GenBank genome assembly
UUCUUCUAAAUCUUCUAAAAAACAAUGUGGUGCAUUGGACUCAGCAAUCAGAGGAUUUGCAACCUGACAUGAGAGUAGUUGAUGAACUUACUAAAACAGAAAUAUUAUUUGGAGAAAAUCAGCAGCCCCCUCAAGACGAAUUGCAAACUUAA